AGCGUUUUUAUUAUUCUCAAAAAGCUGAGAUGACCGCUCUCAGGUUUCUCUUUAAUGAAAGGCUGUGGUUUCUCUCUUUCUUUUUUUGAUAUCGCUGUCAGAUCACCAUUGCGCUAAUUGGUGAUUGUGCGUUGUCUGUGCGUGAUUAUGGCUUCCGCGGUGUUUAAUGCGUCCGGCACCAGUAAGUGCGUCAACAGGCUGCAAAGGAUAUGUCAAAGGGCUUACUCAGAUGCCAAAUUUCCUCAAAUCACCACUCAUUAUACAGUGAAACCCAGGGAGACAGACUCAAGAUGGAAAGAAGUGAACAUGGAGAGAUACGUGGACGAAACCGACAUUCUAAUUGUCGGUGGCGGUCCAGCAGGACUAUCGGCAGCUAUACAGGCUCGUAGACUGGCUGAGAAACAUGGCAAGGAACUCAGAGUUACCCUUGUUGAAAAGGCGUCUGCAAUUGGUGGACAUAUCCUCAGCGGCGCUUGUUUAGAUCCAAUUGCUUUGAAUGAACUUUUUCCAAAUUGGAAAGAAUUAGGUGCACCAUUGAAUACUCCUGUUACUGAGGAUAAAUUUGCAUUUCUCACGGAAAAGAAGAGGAUAUCUAUACCUAUUUUCAAGGGAAUGCCAAUGUACAAUCAUGGGAAUUAUAUAGUAAGAUUAGGCCAUGUAGUAACAUGGCUUGGCGAACAAGCAGAAGCUGCCGGUGUCGAGAUAUAUCCUGGUUAUGCAGCGGCAGAAGUUUUAUAUCAUGAAGAUGGAUCUAUUAAAGGAGUAGCUACAAAUGAUGUUGGUAUUGCUAAAGACGGCUCACCUAAAGAUACAUUCGAACGGGGUAUGGAGCUUCAUGCAAAAUGUACCAUAUUUGCAGAAGGCUGUCACGGCCAUUUGACGAAACAGUUGUCGAUGAAAUUAAAUCUCAGAAAAGAUUGUGAACCGCAGACAUAUGGUCUUGGAUUGAAAGAAAUUUGGGAGAUAGAGCCAAGUAAGCAUCGACCUGGAGCGGUAGAGCAUACGGUUGGCUGGCCACUUAAUAGAAAUACAUACGGUGGAUCGUUUCUAUAUCAUUUGAAUGAAGAAACACCUUUGGUUGCAGUAGGCUUUGUUGUAGGAUUGGAUUAUACUAAUCCCUAUCUAUCUCCAUUCAAAGAGUUUCAGAAAUUUAAACAACAUCCUGGUAUUAGACCAACAUUUGAAGGAGGAAAAAGAAUAGCUUAUGGCGCUAGAGCAUUGGUGGAAGGUGGAUUCCAAUCUAUUCCCAAACUUCAAUUCCCUGGGGGGUGUCUCAUUGGAUGUACGGCAGGUUUCCUAAAUGUGCCCAAAAUUAAAGGAACUCAUAAUGCUAUGAAAAGUGGUAUGUUGGCUGCAGAAAGCGUUAUUGAAGCAAUCAUAGACGCAGAAAGUAAUACCUCACUGACAAAAGGCAUAGAGCCGAAAACGUAUACAGAUAAAAUAAAAAAUAGUUGGAUCUAUAAGGAAUUGAAAGCCGUAAGAAAUAUGAGGCCUAGUUUCCAUUCUUCUCUUGGGCUUUACGGUGGUUUAAUGUACGCUGGUUUCUCUACGCUAUUAGGCGGAAGAGAACCGUGGACUUUAUCUCAUGGAGGUCCUGAUCAUAAGAAAUUGAAAUCGGCUGCCAAGUCGACGCCAAUAGAAUAUCCCAAACCAGAUAACGAGGUAUCUUUCGAUCUUCUGUCGUCAGUAGCUUUGACUGGUACCAAUCACGAAGCUGAUCAACCAGCUCAUUUAACUUUGAUGGACGAUACCGUUCCAGUAAAGAGAAACUUAACUGAAUUUGCUGGUCCAGAAGGUCGAUUUUGCCCUGCUGGUGUCUACGAGUUUGUGCCGCUGGAAAGCGGAGAUGGCGAAAGAUUGCAGAUCAACGCGCAGAAUUGCAUUCACUGUAAGACCUGUGACAUCAAGGACCCGAGUCAGAACAUCAAUUGGGUUGUGCCGGAGGGUGGCGGCGGGCCAGCUUACAACGGCAUGUAAAUAUAUAAUGUUAAUCGAUCAACUCAUUGAUAGAUUGCGUAAAUAUUCGAUGGUUUACAUUGUUUUAUCGUUCAAUAUUGAACGCUUUUCGAUGAAAUGUAUGAACGUAUUGCAGUAUCGCAAUUAUGUUUUUGAUUGCGUGUUGUUUUAACAGUAUAAUUGUAGACAUUGAAGUACAGUACACGAAUGGUGGUUAUUUCUCAUUCGAAUGAAUCAAUACAAUAAUUAUGGAUUAAUUUCCUGAUAGAAAAAAAAACGAUCUAUCUUUUCGUCUAUGCUCGCACAUACAUACCGAUUUGUGACAUUAUACAUAUCAAUUAUACAUAUACAGCAUGUUAAAAAAUAA
This is a messenger RNA of Mycetomoellerius zeteki, 2323 nucleotides long. It is a transcript of the gene Etf-QO, whose product is annotated as electron transfer flavoprotein-ubiquinone oxidoreductase. Gene Ontology annotation, molecular function: iron-sulfur cluster binding; electron-transferring-flavoprotein dehydrogenase activity. The transcript has 8 exons. Gene Ontology annotation, cellular component: mitochondrial inner membrane. Gene Ontology annotation, biological process: electron transport chain. The coding region runs from base 148 to 1977 and encodes 609 amino acids. The record is from RefSeq and is a predicted model, not a curated record. NCBI's taxonomy places the organism in Eukaryota, Metazoa, Arthropoda, Insecta, Hymenoptera, Formicidae.